AUGCCACCCGCAAAGAAGCUCACACAGGCUCAAAAGGAGAUCCUGGCGCUGUAUCGGAGAGGUCUCCGCAUGAUCAAGACCAAAGAGCAGGAGCAUCGCAGAGACUUCACCAUCUACUUGCGCUACUUCUUCAAGCAUCCCUCGUGGGGAGGCGGCCUUCGCAGGAGAGACUUUGCACAGAUCGAAUACAUGCAGCGCAAGACGGCGAGAUUGUUAGAAACCACCUUUGAGCCCAAGUCAGUCAAACACAUCAAUCUUCCCAAGGACAUCGAGCAGGACAUGCACCAGCUCGGCCUCGCUCAUUGGAGACACAGCUUCCGCGACGCCGCCUCCGUUUCAGCCGAUUCCAACCCUUCUCCUGCAGCCACAAUACCCAAAUCGACAUGA
Moesziomyces antarcticus is the source of this 387-nucleotide messenger RNA. RefSeq lists its product as uncharacterized. Bases 1 to 387 code for a protein of 128 amino acids. The record is from RefSeq and is a predicted model, not a curated record. The transcript has 2 exons. Lineage: Eukaryota; Fungi; Basidiomycota; Ustilaginomycetes; Ustilaginales; Ustilaginaceae.